AUGGCUAUAAGUUUAGACAUAAGACUAAAACGAGCUGACAAAAUAUACUGUGAAGAGGAUAAUGUAACAGGAGUGAUAGUUAUCUCAUCCAACUCCGAUUUCAAACAUGAAGGCAUUACUUUAAUUAUGGAAGGAUCAGUAAACAUACAAGUCAGCACAAAAAAUGUUGGAAUUAUAGAAGCAUUUUACAAUUCAGUCAAGCCCAUUCAAUUGAUAAACUUGACAUGUGAAGUAAGUGGUGCAGGAAGAUUACCCUCAGGUACAACAGAGAUACCAUUUGAAAUCCCACUAAAGUCCAAAGCUAACAGAGUUUUAUAUGAAACAUACCAUGGGGUUUAUGUCAACAUAGGAUAUGGCUUGAGAUGUGAUAUCAAGAGGUCCUUCUUGUCAAAGGAUUUACAAAAAAGCCAACAAUUCUUGAUACAAUACAGGCCAGGCUAUAAUGCCUGUCCACAGUUGCCUCUAAGAGACAAGAGAACACCUGUUAAUUUUGAACUAAGCCCUUCCACUCUUUCAUCAGGAAGGACAGGUGCCCCAGAUUUUCUUCUAAAGGGAGUAAUAGACACUGUCUGUUGCAACAUAAGUAAACCAUUCAAAGGUAAAUUAGUGUUGGUUAAGUGUGCUGUUCCUGUUAGGUCUAUAGAGCUACAACUUGUCAGAGUUGAGACAUGUGGAUGUGCUGAAGGAUAUGCUAGAGAAGCUACUGAAAUCCAAAAUAUUCAAAUUGGUGAUGGAGAUGCACCCCAGAAUAUUCCUAUACCAAUUUACAUGGUUUUUCCAAGACUUUUCACUUGUCCAACAUUAAUAACAACAAAUUUUAAACUAGAGUUUGAGGUGAAUAUUGUUGUAAUAUUCCAGGAUGACCACUUGAUAACCAAUAACUUCCCAAUAGUACUAGUGAGAGAAUGA
Molecule: messenger RNA, 909 nt
Organism: Phaedon cochleariae (mustard beetle)
Lineage: Eukaryota; Metazoa; Arthropoda; Insecta; Coleoptera; Chrysomelidae
Source: the annotation of a GenBank genome assembly